AUGGAGACCCGUUCACUUUUAUUGAUUUCCUGCACAUUUGCAUUAUUGCCAUUUUGGAUUUACUUGUUCUAUUUCCGAAGGAAAAGUACUUCCACGCUGGAAACACAGAGGAGUCAAGAUGUUCCCUUGAAAGUUCUUUUGAAUUACCAAAAGGAGUGUGUGACAUUUGAGGUUGCCGCUACUCUCAGCAAGUUGCUUCAGUCUUCCGAUCCCGAUUCCAAGCUAACAUGCCUCCGUAUGAUCCAACAAGCUUCUUCUUUUUCCUCUAACUUCCCAGUGUUUCGUAAGUCCGGAUGCCUGGAGUCUAUGCUCAAGUUGCUCAACGGCAACGAUGACAGUCCUGUAGUUAAGAAGCAGAAUCUAUGUAUCCUGCAGUCCAUUACAAAUUUUGCAUGCGAUAAUGAGUGUGUAACUUUACUUGAGCAACACUUAGGCGACAUAUUUUCCAUCGCGAAUUGCAUAGCCUACAGUGACCAAGCUUGCGCUGCUAUCCAGCUUUUGUGCAACAUAGCGCUUACCACCGAUGGGUGCCGAUUACUAGAUGACAGAAUAAAUACACUCUGUGACAUGCUUCAAUCGAGAGACCCGCACAUGCUGCGUCAGAUAUUUUCGCUGCUAGUCAAUCUGUCUUGCGAUCCUGUGAGCUGUGAUCUACUCUUGAUGUCAAAGGCUUCAAACAACAUAAUGGACACCUUCUCUUUUUGCCUUUCUCCGGAGGUUCCAUCCAUAGUUACUUUACAGGCCGUAAACUUCUUGAGAAACCUAUCCUCUCGAACGUUUUCUCGUUUUGCAUCGGUUUUGGUCUCGACAGACGAAUUAGCCGAUAUUCCAACGCUACGUAACUUUCUAUGGCAGUCUCAUGCGGCGCUACUUCUCCGCCUAGAUUAUCUUCUGGCAGAACUGCCUUCUAUGGAUUCCGCUGACGAGUUGAGAAUUCAAGCGGAAAAUCUUCGUUCACUACUUAUUCGUCUUUCCCACAACCCAGCAGAGCAAAUGUCUUACUGA
This is a messenger RNA of Dicrocoelium dendriticum, 1005 nucleotides long. The record is from the annotation of a GenBank genome assembly. Lineage: Eukaryota; Metazoa; Platyhelminthes; Trematoda; Plagiorchiida; Dicrocoeliidae.